Molecule: messenger RNA, 666 nt
Organism: Fraxinus pennsylvanica
Lineage: Eukaryota; Viridiplantae; Streptophyta; Magnoliopsida; Lamiales; Oleaceae
Source: the annotation of a GenBank genome assembly
AUGGAUUGGAAUGGUAAUCCUACAGUGCCUUCCGUUUGUCGACCAGUUAGUUCUUCUUUCAACCUCCUCUACAACUAUAAUUACGAUCAAUUUCCAGGUUUAGAGAUGAGACAGUUGAUGCAGACACAACAUGCAUUUCUCCCGACAAUGGACAAGAACAACAAUAAUUAUGAAAACCAGGACAAGAAGAAAAGAUUAACAAAUGACCAGUUGGAGUCAUUGGAAAACAGUUUUCAAGAGGAGAUUAAGCUGGACCCUGAUAGGAAGAUGAAGCUGGCCAAGGAUCUUGGGCUGCAGCCACGCCAAAUUGCGGUUUGGUUCCAGAACAGGAGAGCUAGGUGGAAGGCGAAGCAGCUCGAGAGAUUGUACGAUUCGCUUAAGCAGGAGUACAAUGCUGUGUCCAGAGAGAAACAACAACUCCAGGAAGAGGUUUUGGCAUUGAGGGCAAUACUCAAGGAGCAAUUGACAAAAAAGCAAGCCUCCACCGGUUACACAGAAGUUUCCGGCGAUGAGACAGUCGAAAGCACGUCGAUUCCAAGCUCCGACAAGCCUCGAGGAGGGACGAGUAUUCAUCACCAGAUUGCAGAAUGCAACUAUGUCCUGAACAUGGAAGACUAUAAUCCUAUGAUGCCUCCAUAUUGGGCUGCUCUACCUUCUUGUCCCUGA